CAGAAUGCCUACUCAAAGGCUGCAAAGGCGGAGCUGGGAAAGAAAUACGACAUUGCAUUUCGCUUAUACAUCAAAGCCGCCGAGAUCUUCCUGCACCUCAGUCGAUCCAACGAUGCGCGUGAGCAGGAAAAGUCGAAGUGGAAGAUCAGUGCUUCUAAGGCUCUAGAAAGGGCCGAGAAGAUCAAGGCUUUCACGCAGCAGAAAGCCACUUCGCCGUCGAGUAACCAAUCCGCCGGGCCCGAAAACCGCUCGAAUAUGACCCUGACACCCGUCGGGGUGGACCACUUCUCCGAACGUGAGCAAGAUUAUGUACUCCAGAAGGGCAGCGUUGUCAACGGGCUCAAGUUCCCAAUGUGGGACGAAGAAGAUCCGGAUAGAAAGUCUACUUCGUUGUACGAGGACCCUGAUGGCCAGCCCAGUUUGUCACCGGAACAAGUAGAAUCAUCGACGGUUUGGCGACGGCCGGAUGCCCUCGCGAAUAAUGAGUUUCUACCUCUAGGUUCAGAUCCUAAGGCGCUUCGAAUUAGGCCCCAGGAUAUUGUACAGCAGGUUGUUACGGACUGCUCUGUGUGUGCGUCCCUAUCCGUAAGCUUGGAGCAUUGUCGUAGAUUUCCCUUGCGCGUAAGCCCGUCUCAAACUUCGCCCUCAUGUCUAUAUUACUCCCGGCAGACUGGCCGCUGUGACGUCAAGGUUCUAUUGAAUGGAGCUUGCAGACGCGUAUUCAUUGAUGAUAAGCUGCCCUGCCACCCCACUCUCUCUUCUUUGAUGUGCAUGACCUGUCGUGUCCAAGAAGGCUCCGAUCCACCGAGGUCGGUGAUUUGGCCGAGUCUCAUCGAGAAAGCCUACAUGAAGUUAAUGGGAGGAUACGAUUUCCCUGGAUCAAAUUCUUGCAUCGACCUUCACAUAUUUGGCGGGUGGAUUCCCGAGCAGUUAGAUAUUCAAAGCAGUAACUUUGAACGUGAAAAGACCUGGUCUAAACUUCUAGAAGGCUUCACUCGCGGUGACUGUGUUUUAACAUUGGGGACUGGCGCGAGACCCGGCAUACGCUGGGAUUUAGUUGAUAUCUUGUCGUCCCACAGCUAUGCAGUAAUAGACGUCGAGGAAAAUGACAAAGAGCGAGUAUUAACCGUUUUGGACCCGUGGACAUCCCCAGAUGAUGAUAAGCAGGAGACAAAUCUCUCAAGUGUAUUAGGAAUCUUGCGUAUACCAUGGUCGGAUGCUCUUGUCGUCUUUGACGGCAUCUAUCUCAGCUGGGAUCCGCGGCGUUGGAAGAACACAUUGACAUUCCACGGACGAUGGAAAAAGAAAGCAUGUGCUAAUGGUAAGAAGCUGAUCGGCCAUGCCAACCCAACUUCAGCGUUACGGACGGUGCAGUCAACGAGGAUGACUGAGAUCUGGGUCUUAUUAACGCGACACCUUUCAACAAGCCGGGAGACGUCUGAAUUCAUAGCUUUACAAGUGGAAACAGAUGAUGACAACAUCAAGGUUUGCGAUAACAGCCUACUCUCCGCAAAGGGAGUGUACACAAAUAGCACACAUGUACUGGUCAAAUCUAGAAUUUCCAAGAAUCAACCUUCUGGAACUUUGGUUAUACUUGCCUCGUACGACGGGAAGUCUCAAGAUGUUGGUUUUACGUUGACAGUAUAUGCCCGUUCUGCUAUCAUGGUCUCAUGGGAUACCAAUGUCCCGAUACCGCCGUUCACGACAGAGAUUGACAGCUCAUUCACCCAGAAGAAUGCGGGAGGCAAUUCCACGUUUCCGACAUAUAUGGUCAACCCUCAAUAUCAUCUACAAAUUCACCCCAUGGCGCAUAUUCGGAGUAAAUCCAAAGUCAGCUUGACCAUGCAUACAGCCAAAGAUUUGCCUGUCAAUAUAACGGUUGUGUGGUCUCAGGGCCAGCGGGUAUUUGAGCUGGCUGAGAAAGACGUCGUCUCCAGCUCGGGUGCUUACAGCUAUGGUUUAGCCAGGCUUUCGCAAGAACUGGGAGCCGGGGACUACAACGUCAUACUCUCGGCCCUCGAGCCAUACAAGACUGGCUCAUAUCAUUUGAAGGUGGAGAGUACUUCGCGGUUUGACCUGACUCCCAUUCCACAGGAAGGCGUCGGGAUGUACAGCAGGGUUAUUCGUGGAGCAUGGGAUGCCGAUACCGCGGUGGGAGGCCCUAGCUUCAAGCAGUAUGCGCACAACCCCGUAUAUGAGGUCGACUGUCCAUCAGCCGCUCAGAUAAAAGUCCGGCUACAGCUCGUUCGGCCUUCCUCCAGUUCUCCGCUCAACGUCACUAUAUACCCCGCCGACGCAUCUGAAUAUACCUCUUCACAUCUAGCCACGUCUGGCGCAUACGAUGAUGCCAUCUCUGGCGUCGUCACACCUCAGAUAUCCCUCAACCGAGGGAAAUACUGGAUCAUACCCUCGACGUUUAAUCCGGGAAUCGAAGCUGCGUUCCAGCUGAUUGUUUAUAGUUCUGUCUCGGGAGUAGAAGUUGAACUGCGG
This is a messenger RNA of Desarmillaria tabescens, 2490 nucleotides long. RefSeq lists its product as uncharacterized. The record is from RefSeq and is a predicted model, not a curated record. Gene Ontology annotation, biological process: proteolysis. The transcript has 21 exons. The annotation marks the transcript as partial. Gene Ontology annotation, molecular function: calcium-dependent cysteine-type endopeptidase activity. NCBI's taxonomy places the organism in Eukaryota, Fungi, Basidiomycota, Agaricomycetes, Agaricales, Physalacriaceae.